Messenger RNA from Equus caballus (horse), 2521 nucleotides. The record is from RefSeq and is a predicted model, not a curated record. NCBI's taxonomy places the organism in Eukaryota, Metazoa, Chordata, Mammalia, Perissodactyla, Equidae.
AUCAAAGGCAGAACUCAUUGCUCCCACUGCUCAAAACCCUUCAGUGGCUGCCUAUUUCUCUCCAAGUAAAAGCCACAGCCUUUACAAUGGUCUGCAAAGUCCUACAUGCUCUGCCUGUCCCCCUUUAUCUCUCUAAUGUCAUUUCCUACCUACCUCUCCUUCACUCACACACUUGCCUCCCUGCUGUUCCCUUGAACGUGUGCCUCUCAUGUCCACCUUAAGGCCUUUUGCACUUGACGUCUGGAGUGCUCUCCUCCUAGAUAUCUGCAUAGCUGAUUCCCACCUUCUUCAAGUAUUUGCUCAAAUAUUACCUUCUCAGUUAUGCCUCCCCGACUUCCAUAUUUAAAAUUGCAACGCUCCCCCCAUUUCCUUGGCACUUCCAGUUCCCCUUAUCCUGCUCUAUAUUUCUUUCCCAUAGCACUUAUUAUCUUUUUACAAAUUAUUUAGUGUACUCUUUAUUGUCUGUCUGCCCCCACUAGAAAGUAACCUCCAUAAGGACUCAAAUUUUUGUCACUUUUGCUCCUUGGUGUCUCUCAAAUGCUUAAAGGAGUGUCUGACAGUAGGCAUUCCACAAAUACUUGUUAAGUGAUAGGAUGAACAUGAGUGAAAAAAGCAAGAUGCAGAAGAAUACGUACUGCAUGAUACUUUAUAAAGUUCCAAAACAAGAAAAUGUUUAAAAAUAAUGUCCAGGGAAUUGUACACACACACAGUAUUUUAAUUCGCAUUAGUAAGGGGAUGGUAACAUUUUGGAUAAUGGUUAUCUCUUAGGGUAAGGAUGAGAGAGAAGGCACUUCAAUAGUAUUGAUCAUGUUCUAUUUCUUAAGUUGAGGAGCUGGUUCACAGGUCUCCAUCUUAUCAUGCUUCCUAACUUACACAUGGGUAAUAUAUAUUCUGCAGUCUGUAUCAAAUAUUUCACAGUUACAAAAUGUUUAAAAAAAAAAAAAGACUAAACUAGCUAUAGGAGGAAUUGAGGAAUGGUGUUCUGAACAAAGGAACACCUUGUACAAAGGCCCUGAGGUGGGGACAGUUGUUGUGUUGGAGGACUCGAUAGGAGGCCAGCGUGCCUGGAGCACUGUAAGCAAGGGAGACAGGGCAUGAGAUGAAUAGGAGAGAGAUGCAGGAACCGGAUCUUGAAUGCCCAAAUGGCAAGGAGUUUGGAUCUUAUUCGAAGUGCACUGGGAAGCCAGGAUUUUAAGCAGGUGUAUAAGGUAGACCUGUCACCAGAUCCCAAGGAGGUAGCAGCCAUGGAGGCUAGAAGAAAUCAAGAAAAGGAGCGACAGAGCCAAAUCUUCAAUGUGCGGACCAGACUCAUGGGGAUGGAUGUUGAAGCCCUGAACAGCCAGGUAGAAAAGCAAAAGCUUCGAGAAGCAACAGAGCGGAGGAAGGAGGCGGCUUAUGGUACCAACCAGGUGCAGUAUGAUCUGGUAGCCCAGCUGCUAGACAAGGAACAGGCAGAACGAACACGUCGGCUGGCCAAGAAAGUCCAGGAGUAUCGGGAGCAGAAGCAGCAGCUCAAGAACAGGUGUGAAUUUGAGCUUUGGGAUCCACACCAACUCCAGAAUGAAUUUCCAGCCCAUCUCAGUGACAUUGGUCCCCACUGUGGCCCAGCCAGCCUGCAAUGGUUCUCUGGGGAGGACCUGUACAGGGCCACGUGCCUGAGAAUGCAGCAGGAACAGUUCAGGUACAGCCUGGAGAGGCAGCUGCAGGAGCAACAGCAAGCCAAGGCUGACGAGAAGUGUGCAGAUAUGCUCAGUGACCAGCUUCGCCUAGCCAUGGACAUGCGGGCCACCCAGCUGGCCAAGCUGGAGGAGUCCUGUCGCGUGGCCAUGAUGUCCGCCAUGGCCAACGCCAACAAAGCCCAGGCAGCUGAGCUGGCUGAGCGGCAGCACUGUGAGCAUCAGUGCGAACAGGAGGCCAACCUCAUGGAGAUCCAGAACCAGAUCACAAGAGACCUGCUGACUGAGAAUCCCCAGGUCGCCCAACACCCUAUGGCUCCCCACUGGGUCCUGCCCUAUUGCUGGAAAGGUAUGAUUCCAGAGCAGCAACCUGCCAUCAGGAGAGUCCAAGAGGCACAACACUCUGAAAAGGAGGCACAGCGCCAGGCUGAACAAGCACUGGAUGCUGAAUGGGAAAGCCAGGCCAUGCGCUCAGCCCAGGCAGCAAUGGAGCUAGAAGAGCAGGAGAGGGAACUGUGUGCUGAAUUUCGGAGGGGGCUGGGUUCCUUCAACCAGCAGCUGGCUAAGGAGCAAAAUGCCCAGCAGAAUUAUCUGAAUUCAAUAAUCUACACCAAUCAACCUACAGCCCAAUAUCACCUACAGUUCAACACCAGCAGCCGCUGAGCUCAGGAUGGUCAUCUCUCCCUUCUCCCUCAUCAAGCUCACAGAGGCCAGGAGUAAGAGAGGAAAAUGCUGCAGACCCCCUUCCCCAAUCCAUUCCCCAGAAGGAGAGAGCUGAGCCAAUAUCCCCACCUUCGACCCUAGGUAAUAAAGUUAUUCACUAGAAUCAAGGCCAUGUGUUAUAA